This is a messenger RNA of Hemibagrus wyckioides, 3606 nucleotides long. RefSeq lists its product as uncharacterized. Gene Ontology annotation, biological process: positive regulation of transcription by RNA polymerase II. Gene Ontology annotation, molecular function: RNA binding; transcription factor binding. NCBI's taxonomy places the organism in Eukaryota, Metazoa, Chordata, Actinopteri, Siluriformes, Bagridae. The transcript has 12 exons. Gene Ontology annotation, cellular component: nucleus. The record is from RefSeq and is a predicted model, not a curated record. The coding region runs from base 45 to 3212 and encodes 1055 amino acids.
AUUAAUCUGAAUGCAGGUAGAGAAAAAAAAAAUUAACUCGCUACAUGCGGGUAAAUUUCAAGAUGGCGGGGCCGCAUGGCGACAGACGGAGGAAUUUAAACGCCGGUUUCAGCGAAUUCGCAACACCAGAAGCUUUCCAAGAUGCUCAGGUUGGAUCUCCAAAAAGCCAUACCCUUGAAUUUGAUGUUGAUGCUUUGGGCAGUUCUUCAGGCACCUUUCACAGCAGCCUGGAACCUUCCAUUUUAUCCAUUUUUGAGGAUUCAUCUGCUGAAGAGGCAAAAAUCCAUAUAGAUGAGGAAAGCGAAGCAUCAUUGCUAUCUGCUUUCUCAGAGAUGCUGGACAGUGUGAUCGAGGACACCCUGUCCCCCUUUGACACACUUCCUGACUCAAAACUUUUUAUGGGUCAAAGGUGUCAGGACUCCAGAGUCAGGUUGCAUUGUCUGGACAGAGAAGCUGCCCCUCGUGUCACUAGAUCCUUCACACCCUCGAAUUCAAAAGCAGAAACCCUGCAUUCAGACAGGCAGUUGAGACCGAGGCUCCAUCUCAGAACCCAUACGGCCACCAUACAGAGAAGUGAUGGUGAGGAGGAGGACCUCAGUGAGACCAGGAGACGCCCUAUGAGAAUAUUCCGCAUCGAGUCUGAUCCGAACAUGUGUGACGACGAGCAGCAGGAUGGAUUUCUAAGCGUAUCCCUGGUGGAGCUGGUCAGGCACAUGCACCCAUACAGCCUCAGGGUAGCCAUGGAUAAGAAAGAAAGUCUCAGGGAUGUUGAAGAUCUUCCAGAUGAUGAUGUGUUUGUGGAUGUUGUGGGUGAUGACACCGAGGAGACAACUUUGGGCAUGUCUGCUGUUAGCAAUCCCUCGGAUAUGGGUUCAGAGCAGAUAGUUCCCCAUCCACAGCAUCAAAGUCCUACAGGAUCCAGUCCUGUUUGUAACUCCAGUCAGGAAGACGACAUGUGUACAUCCAACUGUGAGGAACAAAAGGAAGAGGAUGAUAAUGCUCAGAGUGUCUUUGCUAAGGCAGGUAGUUCAAAGAAAAUAAAGAAGAAGGUGAGAUUUUCCCCUGCUUUAGCAUCUAUUCAUAUUUACCAGGUUGGAAAUGAAGCAAACGAAGGUGACUUCACAGAUGCUUCGUCCUUAGCAGAACACACAAAUGACCUCAAAAUGGCAGAUGCCGAUCCUCAAACCUCAGAUUUCAGUGGAAACUCGACUGAGGUAGCAAAGAAGACACCUUCUCAACAUGGCAACACAAAACUCAAAGCGCUCAGCCUUCAGGAGUACCGUCUCCUCCGUCAGAACAUGCUCCCAAAGGAAGAGAGAAAAAUAGACUACAGAACCAAGUGGCCUUCAGUACCCGAAACCCCUAAGGAGCUCCCUCCCAUUCCUUGUAUACCAGGUUACAACUCAUCUCAGGUUAAUGUUCAACCUCCAUCCUCCAACACCAAGACCUCAACUCGAGGAGCAGUGGCUAAGUCUAGAAGAAACCUUCACCUGCCCUUGAAAUCACUUUUAAAACAAAAUGCAUUAGUCAGAAAGCCUGUGCAAGCUGUGGACCCUCCAAACCCUGUCACUUUGUCCCUCCAGCCAAAUGCCAAGAUCUUGCCAUCUCUUUCUGAGGAACAAAAGCUUAUACAACAGGAAACUGGCAAGUCCCAGGUUAACCGGACAAAUCUAAAUCCUCCUGCAGCAGUGCAGCCUAAUUCUGUCACUCAAGAACAGCCUUUGAUGGUUUCACCUGAGGAUUCUUCAAUAAAUUGUUCCUUAAUGAUGUCUGGCAUUGUUAAAACCAUCAUUUCUGCUCCAACCUCACCUGUGACAGUGAUACCAGUGCAAACGUCUCAGGGAAGUCUACCUCAAGUGCAGACGCCAGCGACCAGCCACUCUGCCCAGGAGAAGAAGCAAGGAUUUGCUGGAGAAAUAGGAAUAGAGGCUACUGAUGUAACCAGUCUUCUGGAGCAAUUUGAGACACAGGGACUCACUCCUCCCGCCACUCCUCCCCAUCAGAUCUGGAAUCCUUUAACACCUACUCUGAAAGCAAGACAACAUGAAGCUACCAAACCAUCUCCCAGCAAAACCAUCCAAAUCAUUGAACCUAAGCCACUGCCCCUGAGUAAGAUUCAGUCAAAGCCCCAACCUUCACUCUCCAUCCCUGCCCCAAGUCUGUUUCUAGCAUUUAUAGACCAUGACUACUGCGGCACUCAGGACUUCAGGCUCAGCAAAAAGAGAGCACUUUCUGAUGUUUAUAUGCACAACAGAUCUCCUAAAGAAUCAAGGAAUCAUACCAGCCAUAUACCCAUGGAUAACAGGACUUCUUGUGAGGCAGAGUGUCUCUCUGGCUCUGUUCUGCUCUCUCCAGAGAGCUCCCCAUGUAGGUUGGAGUCCAGAAGAACAAGGGAACAUACAGAAGCAGAAACAAGAAGGCAUUCACAUUGUUCAUGUUCCCAGAGUCCUCCAGCCAGGGGAAGGACAAGGAGGAGGCAUUACCGCAAGAGGUAUCGUGAUUCUGACUCCAGUUCAGUGUCAUCCUCCCGUUCUCCUUCCUGCUCUUCUUCAGCAUCGUCAUGUUCACCACCUAGAAAAAGGUACAGAUCACGGCACUCUGAGAGCAGCUCAAGCUCAUCGUCUCGCUCCAGUUCACGGUCACUCUCCCCCUCUCCGAAUCGAGGGCGCCGGCGCUGCUACCGCCAAUCACAAUCCAGGUCCUUCAGUCGUUCACGAUCCCGCUCUUGCUCUCCGCAGCCAGACUGGAGGCAGAAGUGGAGCAGCUGGAGGAGGCAGAGAGAAUACUACCAUCUGAGCCGAGGGGAAGAUGCUUACAGGGCCAAGCAGAAAGCAAUUGAAGAACGUAGAGUGGUGUAUGUGGGAAGAAUACGUGGUACUAUGACCAAGGAUGAGCUCAGGGAGCGCUUUGCACUGUUUGGAAAGAUUGAGGAUUGCACCGUCCACUUCAGGAGUCAUGGAGACAAUUAUGGAUUUGUUACAUAUUACAACACAGACGAUGCUUUCGCCGCCAUCGAGAAAGGGAGAAAGUUGAGGCAGUCAGAUGAACUCCCAUUCGACAUUUGCUUUGGAGGGAGACGACAGUUCUGCCAGUCAAACUACAUGGAUUUAGAUUCCAACUAUGACAUGGACCCAGCCCCGAGAAGGAGCGAGGAUAACACACUUGACUUUGACAGUCUGCUGAAGCAAGCCCAGCGAGGGCUAAAGACGUAGCAGAGUCCUCUAGGGAUUGACUGAAGGGUGAAAUAGCUAAAUAUGGAGCAUGUUGGACAUAAACCAAGCAAUUACCUCAGAACUCCCAAAGAGCUUGCACUUACACUGACACUAAAUAUAAAUUGAUAUGUAGCGUUCGUUUUUGACACUGAAGUUAAAAAACCUUCUGUUGAAGUGCGUAUAAUGGAGAAAAAAAAAAUUGAAGUAUAUUAAACAAAAAAAAAAGAAAAGCAUUAAAGGAUAUUUAAAAAAAAAAAAAAGAAAGAUGCACCAUAAUUUAAGUGUUGUCCUAUUAAUUGCCCUAUCAUUACAAAGUCAUUUUUUUCUAAAUUGGAAUGAAAAUAGGUGGCUGUUUUUAUGUUGAGUAAAAAAAUAAAACCAUGCUUGAACAUUA